AUGUCUUCGUCUCCUAGCAAUACAACCGAUCUACCCUCCCUGUCAGAAAGCAGCGGAGUGCUCCAGUACAUGUAUGAUGUCUCCAAAACACCAUACCCGGGAUUGGUGAACGCGGGAAUGCUACUCGACAACCCCAUAAUCUCACCUGCGGCACCACUACAGGUGAUGGCGUACGAAUCAAAGUCUAAAAACCCACUCAAGGGUCUCGGGUCCUUCGCACGCACCAGCAACGUCCAGCGGUUGGGAAUCAGCAACAAAAACGCCCUGCUAUUUGCAGCAGCACAGGCAGCGGGUUCCUGGAUGAUCUACGAUAACGACAUGGAAAGUGGGAGUGGGUUUCUAAUGGCUUGGUCGGCUUUGUUCCUUUUGGUGAAUGGUAAAAAGUCACUGAACUCAUUGAAGUACGGUAAAGUCUGGCCCGUGUGCCUGAGUGCGGCAGCAUUGACCAGUUCUCUAAUAUACGGUAAGAGGUUCAUCACUGGACGUUUCAAGUGA
Huiozyma naganishii CBS 8797 is the source of this 495-nucleotide messenger RNA. It is a transcript of the gene AIM19, whose product is annotated as Aim19p. Bases 1 to 495 code for a protein of 164 amino acids. The transcript has a single exon. NCBI's taxonomy places the organism in Eukaryota, Fungi, Ascomycota, Saccharomycetes, Saccharomycetales, Saccharomycetaceae. The record is from RefSeq and is a predicted model, not a curated record. Gene Ontology annotation, cellular component: mitochondrion.